Messenger RNA from Anastrepha obliqua, 1885 nucleotides. It is a transcript of the gene Tango9, whose product is annotated as solute carrier family 35 member F6. Gene Ontology annotation, cellular component: membrane; intracellular membrane-bounded organelle. The transcript has 4 exons. NCBI's taxonomy places the organism in Eukaryota, Metazoa, Arthropoda, Insecta, Diptera, Tephritidae. The coding region runs from base 213 to 1373 and encodes 386 amino acids. The record is from RefSeq and is a predicted model, not a curated record.
UUUUCUUGCUUUUAUUUUGUAUUUUUAUUCUAUUAUUUUCUUCGGCUUAUUUUUGUGAACACUUACAACGGAGUAGUCAAGAAAAUUAACAACGAAUAGUGUUCAAAUAGGUAUAAUAAUAAUUAAAUUAGAGUAAAACUAAUCAAAAACAUUGCUUGUUCUUGUGAAAUUCACCUCAUCAAGAAAUAUUUUGUCAUUCGUCCGAGAAGCAGAUGAAAAUGUAUUUACCAUUAAUAUAUGUUUGUACAGGUGCUUUAAAUGUUUUGCUGCUCAAGUGGAGUGACACUUUGGAAGGAGAAUGCAGUGAUGGGAAAUGGCGUCGUUUCCAACAUCCGCUGGUGCAAACAGCACUUAUGUUCUUUGGAGAAAUUCUUUGCUUCUUUGUCUAUAGAAUUGUGUAUUUUUUCCUUCAGCGACGUGGGUUGGGUGCUGAAGGUGAAAAUAUAAUAACAAGGGGCGAACGGGAAUUUUCACCGCUACGUUUGUUGGUACCGGCGAUAUUGGAUGCAAUUGCCUCGGUGAUGCUACUUACCGGUCUCUAUUUAACUUAUGUAUCCAGCUUUCAAAUGCUGAGAGUUGCUGCUCUUAUAUUUGUUGGCAUCUUUGGUGCCAUUCAUCUCAAUCAAAUGGUGACCGUACGUCACUGGAUGGCAAUGUUCACCAUCAUUUGCGGCAUCAUAGUAAUCAUAUCUAUUGAUGUUGAACGUGCCGGAUAUGAUCAGUUUUCGCUACCCAGGAAGGGAGAUAGCAAUGCAGUACUAACUGGCAACUUGCUCGUAGUUUUCGCACAAAUUUUUCAUGCCGGUAAAUUUAUUUAUGAUGAAAAGUACCUUAAAGGAACAGACAUUCCGACUAUGUUGGCUACGGGCUGGCAGGGCAUCUUCGGCCUGUUUACCACAGUUUUGCUAGGUGCUUGCCUAACUUUCCUACCCUCUCCAAUGCCGCUUAACAAUAAUACUCGUGGCGUUUUUGACGAUCUUGGUGAUAUUAUACCGCAAAUCCGUAGUAAUCCAACAUUGUUGGCACCAUUAAUUAUUUUUAUCAUCUCCAGCGCGUGCUAUAACUUUGCCUCAUUAACAAUUGUGAAAUACUCGUCUUCGGCGAAUCGAUUACUUGCGGAUAACUUGCGUAUUCUUAUUAUUUGGUGGAUGGCCUUCUUGUUGGAAUGGGAAACGUUCAAUAUCAUCACGGUUAUAGGCUUUUUAAUACUACAAAUAGGUUCAGUAGCUUAUCGCAAUGCUAUCUUCAUCGAAUGGUAUCGCUCUUUAUUAGCGCGUUUGAUGCGUAGUCGAUACGCUGAUCUAACCGUCGAAACAGGCAACGAUAGUGGAGAGGCUGGCGUAUCGACAAAUCGUCCGGCAGACGCUAUUUGAUUGCAGCUGUAAUCGCCGAAAUAUGAAUUGUUGCGAUAUGUUGAAUCAUAAAAAGUAAUCGUUUAAUUAAAUAAUAUCUAAAUGCAUCUUGUGGAAAAGUGAAACAUAUUUGUUGCAUUUUUUUUUUAAUUUAUUUAGAACUUUAAAAGAUGUAUUCCCUUUGGUUAUUUAAAUUUAAAUGUUGCAAGAUAUAUUAUUUACCUAUCUGUGGCGCCUUUUAAUAGGAAUUAAAGGGUUUGGUUAAGUCAUUUCUAAUUUACAAUUAAAUUAAACAAAAUCGUUAACUAAGCAAUAUUAAUAUCCGAUUUGGCAUUAAACACAUUGCACUUAGCCCACAAUGUAUAGACCCACAAAUAAGUCACAUGUAAAUUAUUAUUAUUAUAAAAAACGAACUGAUUUGGCUGAAAUAAAGUGAUGCUUGACUUAAGAUUGAUUAGUUAUUAACGAAUUAUGAGUAUAUAUUAUACGGAUUGAGAAGAAAUUAAAAUAAAAUAAUAUUAAAACAGACAUAA